AUUGGAUUGAGCCGGCGGCUAACUUAAAUACAGCGUAAUAACGAGAUUCUCUGAUUCUGUUUGUUUUCUCGAAUCAUACUAGCGUUCUCUGUGUUUACUGCUUCUGUAUAAUUCAAAGCUAUGCUUUGUUCUCUCAAAGAAGAGCUGAAAUCCGUAGAAAUUAUACUAGCUAGCACUUCACCACGUCGAAAAAAGUUACUUGAGAAUAUUGGUUUACAGUUCUCCUCUGUUUGUCCUGAUGUUGAAGAGUCGUUACCUUUAGAUAACUUUGACUCAAUACCAGCUUAUAUCGAAGCCACAGCUAAGCUGAAAGUGGAUGCAGUGGUGAAUACGUUGGAUAUCAGUAAAUGUAACUAUGUAGUUAUAGGAGCGGAUACUAUGGUAUGUUUUGAAGGGUGUGUAUUUGGGAAACCAUCAAGUCACUCAGAUGCUGUAAAUAUACUCAGUCGUUUGAGCGGAAAUACUCAUCAAGUGAUAACCGGUGUUUGUUUAAACUGGAUUAUAUCUGGAAAACAACAUAAAACCGAUCAAUUUCAUGAAGUAACAAAUGUAAAGAUGAUUGAAUUAAAUCCUCGUAUUAUCGAGGGGUAUAUUCAGUCUUCAGAGCCAAUGGAUAAAGCCGGAGCUUAUGGUAUCCAAGGAUUAGGUUCAAGUUUAAUUGAGCGAAUCGAUGGUGAUUACUUCAACGUUGUUGGUUUACCUGUGUGUCGAUUAUGCAAAUACUUAAAAGCUGGAUGUGAAGAAAUACUGUCUUCAAAUUAUCAAAUGUGAACACAUAUGAAUAGUUAUCAUUCAACCGAGUAAAUAUUUCUGGAAAACAAAUAUUAUUCGAUGUCAGUCAGUAUUCAAUCGUUUUAAAAACUAGUGAAAUGUUUAAAUUCACUAGAAUAUUCGACAAUCAUAUUUCUUAUUCUCUUAUGAGAUGAUUUUUGAAUAAAAACUAUACUGUCACUGCUUUCUUCAA
Molecule: messenger RNA, 964 nt
Organism: Schistosoma turkestanicum
Lineage: Eukaryota; Metazoa; Platyhelminthes; Trematoda; Strigeidida; Schistosomatidae
Source: the annotation of a GenBank genome assembly